Molecule: messenger RNA, 3553 nt
Organism: Perognathus longimembris pacificus (Pacific pocket mouse)
Lineage: Eukaryota; Metazoa; Chordata; Mammalia; Rodentia; Heteromyidae
Gene: Rnf157
Product: ring finger protein 157
Exons: 19
Coding region: 213-2246 (677 amino acids)
Biological process (GO): protein ubiquitination
Cellular component (GO): cytoplasm
Molecular function (GO): ubiquitin protein ligase activity
Source: RefSeq, a predicted model, not a curated record
CGCCCCACGCAGCCCCCCGCGGGCAGAGGAGGCGCCGCGGUGCCCCGCGGAGGAUGGUGCGCGGCGCGCCCGGGGCUCCCCGUCGCCAGAGCCGCAGCACCGCCGCAGCCGAGCCGGCCGCGGUGGGCAGCCGACCCCCGCACCCGGCGCGGGGCCGGCGUCGGCGGUGAGGCGCGGAGGGGCCGGCGGGCGCCGCCACCACCGCCGCGGCCAUGGGGGCCCUGACCAGCCGGCAGCACGCGGGCGUGGAGGAGGUGGACAUCCCGUCCAACUCCGUGUACCGCUACCCGCCCAAGUCCGGCAGCUAUUUUGCCAGCCACUUCAUCAUGGGAGGAGAAAAGUUUGACUCCACGCAUCCGGAAGGUUACCUGUUUGGCGAGAACAGCGAUCUGAACUUCCUGGGGAACAGGCCAGUGGUGUUUCCUUAUGCUGCCCCUCCUCCCCAAGAACCAGUGAAGACUCUGAGAAGCUUGAUCAACAUCCGAAAGGACACACUGAGACUUGUCAAAUGCGCUGAGGAAAUCAAGAGCCCUGGAGAAGAAGCUAGUAAAGCUAAGGUCCACUACAACGUUGAGUUCACCUUCGACACGGAUGCCCGAGUAGCCAUCACCAUCUACUAUCAAGCCACCGAGGAGUUCCAGAAUGGGAUUGCCAGCUACAUUCCAAAAGACAACAGCCUGCAGUCGGAGACUGUGCACUAUAAGCGAGGGGUGUGCCAGCAGUUCUGCCUGCCCUCGCACACUGUGGACCCCUCCGAGUGGGCCGAAGAGGAGCUCAGCUUCGAUCUGGACCGAGAGGUUUACCCUCUGGUGGUACAUGCUGUGGUGGAUGAAGGCGAUGAGUAUUUUGGCCAUUGCCAUGUAUUGCUGGGCACAUUCGAAAAGCACACAGAUGGGACGUUCUGUGUCAAGCCCCUCAAACAGAAGCAGGUGGUAGAUGGGGUCAGCUACCUCCUUCAGGAGAUCUACGGAAUAGAAAACAAGUACAACACCCAGGAUUCUAAAGUGGCUGAGGAUGAAGUGAGCGAUAACAGUGCUGAGUGUGUGGUGUGUCUCUCCGAUGUCCGGGACACCUUGAUCCUGCCCUGCCGCCACCUCUGCCUGUGUAACACCUGUGCAGACACCCUGCGCUACCAGGCCAACAACUGCCCCAUCUGCCGGCUCCCCUUCCGGGCACUGCUUCAGAUCCGAGCCAUGAGGAAAAAACUGGGCCCCUUGUCCCCAACCAGCUUUAAUCCCAUCAUCUCCUCUCAGACAUCUGACUCUGAAGAACACUCGUCCUCAGAGAAUAUUCCACCAGGUUAUGAAGUGGUGUCUCUUCUGGAGGCGCUCAAUGGGCCUCUCACCCCGUCCCCAGCGGUUCCUCCACUUCACGUGCUCGGAGACGGCCACCUCUCAGGAAUGCUGCCUUCAUACGGCAGUGACAGCCACCUGCCCCCCGUCAGGACACUGUCCCCCCUUGACCGCCUGUCUGACUGCAGUAGCCAAGGACUCAAGCUCAAAAAGAGUCUCUCCAAAUCUGUCUCCCAGAAUUCUUCCGUGCUUCACGAAGAGGAAGACGAGCACUCCUGCAGCGAGUCAGAGACCCAGCUAUCUCAGAGACCCGUGGCUCAGCAUCCCGGGGAGGAAUGUGGCGUGACCCCAGAAAGCGAGAACCUCACCCUAUCUUCCUCAGGGGCUAUUGACCAGUCGUCUUGCACAGGGACUCCACUCUCUUCCACCAUCUCUUCCCCAGAAGACCCCGCCAGCAGCAGCCUGGCCCAGUCGGUCAUGUCCAUGGCUUCCUCCCAGAUCAGCACGGACACCGUCUCCUCCAUGUCUGGCUCCUACAUUGCUCCUGGCAAUGACGAGGAAGGAGAGGCCGUCCCUUCCCCCGAGGUUGCCAGCAGAGCCCCCUCAGAAGAAGGAGAGGGGACGCCGGCAGAGUCUCCGGAUAGCAACUUUGCUGGCUUCCCAGCAGAACAGGAUGCAGAGGGAAAUGACGUCAUAGAGGAAGAGGAUGGAUCUCCCAUGCAAGAAGCUGGCCAGAGGACAUGCGCAUUUCUAGGUAUGGAGUGUGACAAUAACAAUGACUUUGACAUCGCAAGCGUGAAAGCACUGGACAAUAAGCUGUGCUCUGAGGUCUGCUUACCCGGUACCUGGCAGGCUGAUGACAACGUUGUCAGCCAGCGCCGGCGCUUAUCAUCCAGCAGCCUGGAGGACCCGGAGGAGAGCAGGCCCUGCGUGUGGGGGCCUCUGGCUGUCUGAGAACACCCACCUCUGCACCCAGGCCCCACCCGUGUCCAUCCGUCCUCACUGGACCACCGGCCUCCUGCGCGCCUGGGAGGUGUGCACACUUGACCUCCAAGGGCAGCUGGACACGGAGUCAGCACACUCUCCUCCCAACCAGUUUCCUAUGCCUGACCCUUGCCCUGUCAGAAGAGACCGGAAUCUCUCCUUUCUCCUAUGGGCUAACACUCAUGAGACCCUCCGCAGAGACUGGCCUGUGCCCGCGGACCUGCGCGGCGGGUGGAGCCGAGGACUCCCAUCUUCUCAAGACAGUAGAUCAAGCAGACUCAAGAGUCUGGGCAGCUGUGUUACACCCACCUGGCAGUUUCUGAUCUCCGCUCCUCGUAAUCAGUUCAGAACCUCCAGUUUGGGUGUUAGAAAGGCUCCCGUGAGAAGGAAGGGCCAUCUUGUCCCCUGUGAACUCGGCCCCUCCCCAGGGCACCAGGGGCUACUUUCUAAAGGACAGGGAGAUGGCACAACUCAAGUGUAAUUGGCGACCGGCUCCUGCUUGUGGUAGCAGGGCUGGGCUCCUGUGUUCAUGUGCCUGACUGAGACCCCAGGGGUAGGACGGUGCCCCUUGCGAGACCUGGGCAGGAAGGCAGCACUGCAAGAAGCUCAUGUACACCUCUCUGUGUACACCCAUGGGGGACAGGGGGGGUCCUAACACAACUGCCCUCAUCCCUUGUCUCCAUCUUCUUUUUUUUUUUUUUUAAUAACUGAGGAAAUAGGCAAAGAAAGCUGUAGACCAGUGCCACUCAAAAGUGACGUCCAGGGUCACCAAAGAAAAUUGUGCAGAGCCCCAGGCAGUAGCAGUGGCCUGGGAGCCGGAGAGAGGGCUGGGGUCAGGGCCUUCCCCUUGAGGACGCGCCACACCUUCGAUGCGCUCCCAGCCUUCCAGAUCUUCGUGGGGAGCCUGACAGGCCAGGGGCAGGCGGAGGUGGCUUAGGGAUGGUCACGUUGGCUUCCAGACCAAGCUUGUCCUAGCAAGUCUGGCCUGGAAGUUGUUGGGUGACCCACCUUUCUCAUUUCAAUGUAUUCCUCCUGUCUGCUGGCCUAUUCGGUGGGACAUGCGGCAGCCUGGGAAGCAGAAUUGGAAACAGAAGUGGGAGAGCCUUGGGUUUGUGCCUGCUGUGUGUUAGGAUUGGCAGUUGUUGCCUACCUAGGAGAGCUUUCCAAAAAAAAAAAAAAGCUAGCCAGGCAGGCACUGGUGGCUCACGCCUGUAAUCCUAGCCACUCAGGAGGCUGAGAUGUGAGGAUCACACAGUUCAGAGCCCGCCCAGGCAGGA